This is a messenger RNA of Coregonus sp. 'balchen', 25601 nucleotides long. The record is from the annotation of a GenBank genome assembly. Lineage: Eukaryota; Metazoa; Chordata; Actinopteri; Salmoniformes; Salmonidae.
AUGGCCCAAUUCGGGGGACAGAAGAACCCUCCGUGGGCGGCUCAGUUCACUGCCACAGGGGUGUCCCAGCCCAGCCACUCAGGACAGUCCCUGGACCUCAACAGCCUACACUGUGAGUAUGAUACUUCAAUGGAUGACUGCCUUUCCUUCUAUACUCUGUGCUCAUCUGUGGGAUAAAAUUAAUGUGUGGUAGAGGCAGGGUUUCCACUAAGAAAAUGUGACGCCGGACAUGUGACCGGCAGCAUUUUAAUUUAUCGGACAUUUGUGAAAUUCACCGGACCCGUAUGCAUUGGGUGCGUAACCUGAUUAGGGUGUCCACCCAUGGUGCUCAGAAUGACAUAAAUCACAUUUAGAUUAUGGUAAUUCAUAUUAACCCCCUAGAUAACCCCCUAGAGUCGAUGUCCGCGCCCCUUCGAAAAUAUAUUAUCAUAAUAAAACAUUUCCCAUCAAAGUCCAUCAGUUUAAGCUAGAAAUAUCUGUUUUUUUUGCAUGGGCUGCGUCUCAAUCCACAGGAUCUGCCGAUGUUGCCCUUCCGCAUCUGCGGUGAAAGGUGGCAGAGCUAGAGCGGUAUUUGUCAGAUCAUGAGAUAUCACAAAAACGUCUGUAACGUCCGAACGGUUUGGCCUACAAACUAAAGAUGACUCUCACGAACACGAUGGUGUUCUCCAUUUUGCUCUAAGACCCCCACAAGCGUCACAGGACUCGUCUGAGGUCGGUACAGCCGAUCUGCCAACUUCUUUCUGUAGUGUCUGAACAGUUUGGGCUACACACUAAUAUGCCCCCUCUAAGGAAAGGUGAGUCUCUCACGAACAUGUCGGUUGUUUUGCUCUAGGACGCCCACAAGCCUCACAAGACUAGUCCCAGUACCAGUUUAAAAAAUGAAUGGAAGUACAGUAUAUAUGGAGAUAGGUUAGUGCCUAGAAUAGGGGAUUAAAUAAUGUCAAUUUCUUUUACAAUAUUCCUGAUCUUAUAACUUCCUUUUUAUAUAUAUUUUUGACUAUCUGUUUAUCCGUGUAUGAAGCUGUUAUUCAAUGCGUUUCUAUGGGCUAAUAGCAGUAAGGCCAAAUUCUAUGUUUCAUCAAAUAUUUUUUAUUUGUUUAUACCUUAAGGGAUCCAAAAAUUCUAAGUCAAAUAGCUAAAUGAUUCUUGGUAUGACCAUCUUAACAAUUACAUAUGUUAGCUUAGUAAACCGAACCCACCCCCCAGUUUAGACUCUUAAAGACUUAAGGAUUAACAGAACAUGCAAGUCGGGGAUGCAACGAUGUGUGGUACUUCUUACGAAAUUCUGAUGUGCACUUUGAAGAUGUUAGAAUAACUGUCCACAUUUGCUUUUCCUCAGCCAACAAGACAUGUUAACGAGCAGCAAAAUCACUGGCCUAUUUACAUUUGAGUCAUUUAGCAGACGCUCUUAUCCAGAGCCACUUACAGUUAGUGAGUGCAUACAUUUUCAUACUGGCCCCCCGUGGGAAAUGAACCCACAACCCUGGCGUUGCAAGCGCCAUGCUCUACCAACUGAGCUACAGGGGACCUAUCGCCUAUGUCAAUCUACUAUCCCCCAUAGUAGAAAAGUUGACCCAUUUUAUUGGUCAGCUGGUCGAGAAAGAAAUAGCCUAUUUCAAACAGACUCUGGGACGGUUGUGGUACGAUGGAUCCCAAAUUCAUACAACCAGUAGGCCUAGACUACAAAAAAAAAACCAGUUAGAAAGCAAUGAGUCUGAUGCAACAGAACGUUUAUCUUAAAAUGUUUGUAAACUAUUAUUUCUUAACAUUAUAAGCGCAGCAAUGCACACAAGGCAGUAGGCUAUGCACUAAUGUUCAUUCCAUAAUGCAAUUAGCAGGAAAACACCAUUGUCAAAAGGACACCGCUCAUGCAAGCGGUUUCAUGUGACAGAGAAAAUCAUUUGGCCACUGGUCAAUGAAAGAAAGUUGUCUAGGCUACACAUUUUUAAGCAAGGUAAGACAUGCCUCAUAAUAUGUAUUAAAAUGUUCAGGUUUCAAACAAUUAAAAUGUUUUCAAAAUGCAUACUGCCUCCAGCUUAUUACAAAGUGGUGUGUGAUGCGCUGAUGAAGCCUGACUUCCGUUGCCUAUGUAUGCUGUUUGAGAUGCUGUAGCAGCAGCUCUCACGUUUGACCGAUUUUCUGCUCAAAGGCUCUGUAUCUGUAUGCUGUAGGCCUGCGCGUGUGAUAAAUAAGAUGCAUAACGAAUAUACUGUACACACGUGCCAAUUUAAUUCCACUAAAUUAUGCAAAUUAACCUAUGGACCGAUAAGCAUGACCAAUCAAAUGUAUUUACAUUGACUGGUAUUUCCAUCAAUUAAUAGGCUAAAAAGCAUUAUUUCGCAAAUUGGCAGGUGCCAAUUUUAUUUAUCGCCUUUUUUUUAUUUUUAAGGCCAAAAGCUGGAUAUUACCGGCUAACAGUAACCCUGGAUUGAGGGUACAGUGUUUGAAGGAAACUGUGCAUCUCAGUGACAAAGUUUGUGAUGAAGGGGGUUCAGAGUGGUCCACUGGAUAUUCAACAAGGUUCAAAGUUCUAUACUUUUUAUUUCUCUCUCUCCCGUCUUUUAUCUUAAAUGUUUCUCGUUCUGCCGGUCUAUCACUCCAUUCCUCACUUGCCAUACAUCCUCUUUCUACAUUCUUCUAUUCCCAAACCCAUCUCUCCCCUGCAGCUCUAGGUGUGCAGCAGCCAUCUCUCCUGGGUGCGUCUCCCUCUAUGUACUCCCAGCAAUCGGCCCUGUCUGCAGCCUCCCUCAACUCCCAGUCGUCCGCCUCCAACUACCAGCUAUCCCAACAGACUGCAGCCCUGCAGCAGCAAGCUGCAGCCGCCGCCGCUGCAGCACUGCAACAGGUGAGUUACACUAGGGUCAGCUGGGCAGUGUUCCGUUAGGCACAAUGCAGCUAAAUGUUCUUUAACAGAAUAUGAUAAUAUUUGUUGUUAUUGGAUAAGCUCAGGUAGUAACUUUGGUUUCGUGCCAAAUGAACACAACCCAAAAGUCCCCAAAAUGGUAGGGCGAUACCCCAUUGGUUGAUCAUGGCUAAUUUCACUUGAACUUUCUGGAUUUUGUUUACUGAAAAAACAUUCCCAAUGAUGAGCAUUAUUUGGGUCAGACAAACCAUCGUGGUACCGAGAUUGGUAAGCGUCCAAACCUCACUAGACUUGAAGGAGCUGUGUUGUUGGAAAACCUGUUCUGAUUUGUGAGUGAGUGAUGAACUGAUGCAACUGAUAACCCCCCUCCUCCAUCAGACCAGUGUGAACAACAUAUUGUUUAGAUUCUGAGUGAACGUCUGAGAAAAAUACCCCUUUUUUCUUCUCAUGGCUGUAGUUGAGUAUGAAGUCACUUUAACUGUUUAGUAAAUGGUCUUCCCUUCAAAGUGAUGUUACUCAUAUAAACCGCAACAUCAAGUCAUUUAAAAUGUUUCUCUGUCCUGUCUCUCUAAUUGCUUUAGUCUCAAAUCAACUCGGCCUUGCAGCAGUAUCAGCAGCAACAACAACAGCAGCAACAACAGCAGCAACAGCAGCAGCAACAGCAGCAGCAGCAACAACAGCCUCCUCAGCAGCCUCCUCCUCAGCAGCUCUACAAUGUACCCCAUCAGGUGAGACACAUGGCCAUUACACCAAGUGAAAUACCCUGUUCUAGGUUGAGUAGGAUGAAGUUUCACUUAGAAGCUAUUGAUCUUAUGUGUUUUGAGUUUUGCCCCUGAUGGCUAUGAUUGGAGAAGAUGUUUAGUUUGUCAUAUAGUUCAUAUGAAGAUCAAUCUGGAAUUCCUAAUUUCUUCAAUCUCUCCUAAUGAGCACAUAUCUUGCCUUUUUAGUUAUACAAAAUAUUCUGUUUCCCUUAAAUGGAGUCAGUAAUAUGACAUUCUGUGGUGGACUUUGGUUCAGUUAAGCUUUGAGAAUGCCACAGGGUCUUAUCUGGAGUAGUACUCUGUUGCUUGGGGGUUUGAUACAUGUUUUUGCUGCUUGGCUUGUAAACGAAUUAGAGCUCGUCAGCAAAACUGUCAGACUGGGCCGAGUUCCAGAACUUUAACCCACAUUAAGAACACUGAGUGUUCUAACCCAGAGCAGCCAUUUCAUAUCACGUCAGUUAGAUCACUCACUCACAUAGUCACAGGCUUUCAUUUACAAAUGGGUUUGACUUAGAUAAAAGAAAAUGGCCUCACUGUUUGUCAAAUCAGAUUUGUUAUAGGCUAGAUGCUGCAGCAUAGUUUUCCCUUUUGUUCUCUUUAACCUAUAUAGUAUUUGUCUUAUACUUAGUUCCACAGGUUGUUGGUGGUACCUUAAUUGGGGAGAACGGGCUUAUGGUAAUGACUGGAGCGGAAUAGUGGAAUGGUAUCAAAUACAUCAAACACAUGGUUUCCAGGUGUUUGAUGCCAUUCCAUUUGCGCCGUUCCAGCCAUUAUUAUGACCUGUUCUCGCCUCAGUAGCCUCCUGUGCUGCAUUCUCUAGUAAAAAAAUGUUUUUUUGAGGUGCAAAUUAUUGAUGUACAACCUAGCUUGAAAAAGACCUCACUAAUGCUGGUCACUUGAUAUGCAUCAAUCAACAAAUGUAUUGUUUAGUCAAUGAAAGACUGAUUGCAAUUUCUGCAUUUGUGUGUGUACCCCGUUUCUUCAGCAACAUCAACAACAUACAGACUCAUACGGGGUAAAUUAUUGAUGUGCAACUCACACAGACAACUCUGAAUCGCCUUGAUUUGAGAAAGGCCAUACUCAUAUGUAUCAAUCAACAAAUGUAUUAUUUACUCAAUGAAAUACUUAUUGCAAUUUCUGCGUGUGUGUAUCCCAUCUCUUCAGCAACAUCAACAACAUACAGACUCAUACGGGGUAAAUUAUUGAUGUGCAACUCACACAGACAACUCUGAAUUGCCUUGAUUUGAGAAAGGCCAUACUCAUAUCUAUCAAUCAACAAAUGUGUAGUUGCCUCAAUGAAAGACUUAUUGCUAUUUCUGCGUGUUUGUGUACCCUGUCUCUUUAGCAACAUCAACAGCAUACAGACUUAUACGGGGUAAGCAGCAACAGUUCACAGCCGCAGCACAGUAAAAUCACAAGGCACUUUAUGCUUGGUGCUGGGGUAUGGAAUGUACUCUAUUCUACAGACACACAGUAGUAACUGUUCUACUUCUCUCUUUCUACCUCUAUCUAUCGCUCUCUCCACAGCUCCCCCAGCCCCAGCAAGCGCUGCUUUCACAGGUAGGCUAAUUAGGAACAAACUUGUCUCUCUUGUACAUUUAAUGCACUUUUCAACAAAAGUAAUGCCACUUUAGUCAGCUUGUCUUGAGUAGAAUUAUUUAGUCACAUUUUUAGAAUUUUGAAUGCAUCAUAAUAGUCUAACGUGACCAUGUCUCCUUUUCUGCUAUCUGCACGGAUGUUGAAAGAACUGGAGUGGUGAAAACAAAUUCCCGGUAGGCAUCCCCACCUUAUAACCUUUCUGUUUUUAAACCAAGUUCAUUUUUUUACCUUCUUCAUAGCCAAAUACAAUAACAGGACGCAUAUGGCCACAAUGAGAGUAAAAAUCAACACCUUUGGUAAAUGAGGAGAACCGCUAAGGGACAUUUGAUUAAAUUAAAUUCCAAAUAAGAUGAUAGACUCCAUAUAGACACUUCAAACAGUUCCAUUGUUAGAUACACAUAUUUAGAAUUUAGUGGGACUUGAUACAAUUCAUACAUUUAGGACUUAUACAGAAGGAAGGAGUAGCAUGAAGUUGCCCCAUGGACACUGACCUAUAACUUUCCUCUUCCCUAGCCCCCCGUGGCUCUCCCCACCAGCCUCUCUCUGUCCAACCCCCAGCAGACAGCCCAGAUCACCGUGUCCUACCCCACGCCUCGCUCCAGCCACCAGCAGCAGAGCCAGCAGCAAAGCCAGCCCCAGAAACAGCGAGUCUUCACCGGCGUUGUCAACAAGCUGCAUGACACCUUCGGCUUCGUGGAUGAGGACGUCUUCUUCCAGCUCAGGUGAGUGUCCAGUCUCUGCCUUUGGCCCAAGUCCUCUCAGAUCGUGCAUAGGGUAUAGGAGUCCAUUUCGGAUUGGGCCACACAAGACAUCGGACCAGUUGCCUUUUUUCCAUGGGUUUUCUGUAUUUUGUUGAUCGCAUCCCUAAUUUGUGUACCUUAUAUUCUAAAGCAGUAAUGUAUUUUUUUAUUGAAUUUCAAGUGUGAAGUCUCCAUAUAUUGCAGUUUCUAAAGCAAUUUCAAGUGGGUAAAUAAUGGGUGAUGUCUCCACAGUGCGGUGAAGGGGAAGACCCCCCAGGUGGGUGACAGGGUCCUAGUGGAGGCCGUGUACAACCCCAACAUGCCCUUCAAAUGGAACGCCCAGCGCAUUCAGACCUUACCUCAGCUGGCCAACCAAUCGGUGAGCCUCACCUAGCCCCCACGCACACCUGGGUCACAUUCAAUAGACAGGCCUGAAGUAAAACUGAAUAACUUUUGUUUCCCUACUGAAUAUGAUCCUGGUGACCCUGUCAACAGCUAAAACCAAAGCCUUACGCCUUGAUCAGACCGACAGCGUCAUUUCAUUUUGGUACACCAGAAGUACAUUCAUUUCCAAUUGAACUCUGCGUUUGCCUUGCAGCAUUGUGUUGCAGAGGCAUUUGCAGUGUGUUCUGUGUGGUGCAUACGUUGGAUUUAUCCAUCCAUCAAAUUGUAUGUGUAGACUUGACAGAAAAACACUGAACAAUUUCAAAGAGUUUACUGCGUUACAGUUCAUAUAAGGAAAUCAGUCAAUUUCAUAUGACUGGGAAUACAGAUAUGCAUCUGUUGGUCACAGAUACCUUUUAAAAAAGGUAGGGGCGUGGAUCAGAAAACGGUCAUUAUCUGGUGUGACCACCAAUUGCCUCAUCUCCUUCGCAUAGAGUUGAUCAGGCUGUUGAUUGUGGCCUAUGGAAUGUUGUCCCACUGCUCUUCAAUGGCAGUGAGAAGUUGCUGGUUAUUGGCGGGAUCUGGAACACGCUGUCGUACAUGUCGAUCCAGAGCAUCCCAAACAUGCUCAAUGGGUGAUACGUCUGGUGAGUAUGUAGGCCAUGGAAGAACUGGGACAUUUUCCAGUUCCAGGAAUUGUGUACAGAUCCUUGCGACAUGGGGCCGUGCAUUAUCAUGCUGAAACAUGAGGUGAUGGUGGCGGAUGAAUGGCAUGACAAUGGGCCUCAGGAUCUCAUCACGGUGUCUCUUUGCAUUCAAAUUGAAAACGAUAAAAAGCAAUUGUGUUCGUUGUCCGUAGCUUAUGCCUGCCCAUACCAUAACCUCACCUCCACCAUGGGGCACUCUAUUCACAACGUUGGCAUCAGCAAACAGCUCGCCCACACGAUGCCAUACACGCCGUCUGCCAUCUGCCCGGUACAGUUGAAACCGGGAUUCAUCUGUGAAGAGCACACUUCUCCAGCGUGUCAGUGGCCAUCGAAGGUGAGCAUUUGCCCACUGAAGUCGGUUACAACGCUGAACUGCAGUCAGGUCAAGACCCUGGCGAGGAAGGCGAGCACGCAGAUGAGCUUCCCUGAUACGGUUUCUGAUAGUUUGUGCAGAAAUUAUUCGGUUGUGCAACCCACAGUUUUAUCAGCUGUCCGGGUGGCUGGUCUCAGACAAUCCCGCAGGUGAAAAAGCCGGAUGUGGAGGUCCUGGGCUGGCGUGGUUACACGUGGUCUGCAGUUGUGAGGCUGGUUGGAUGUACUGCCAAAUUCUCUAAAACUACGUUGGAGGCGGCUUAUGGUAGAGAAAUAAACAUUACAUUCUCUGGCAACAGCUCUGGUGGACAUUCCUGCAGUCAGCAUGCCAUUUGCACGUUCCCUCAACUUGAUACAUCUGUAGCAUUGUGUUGUGUGACGAAACUGCACAUUUUAGUGGCCUUGUAUUGUCCCCAGCAUAAGGUGCACCUGUGUAAUGAUCAUGCUGUUUAAUCAGCUUCUUGAUAUGCCACACCGUUCAGGUGGAUGGAUUAUCUUGGCAAAGGAGAAAUGCUCACUAACAGGAAUUUAAAUACAUUUGUGCACAACAUUUGAGAAAUAAGCUUUUUGUGCGUAUGGACAUUUUCUGGGAUCUUUUAUUUCAGCUCAUGAAACAUGGGACCAAUACUUUACAUGUUGCGUUUAUAUUUAUGUUCAGUAUAGUAGCAAAAGGUGAAUGUUGAACUUUUGUUGCACACGUAUCCACUAAAAAUCUUGGCUUACAUAAUGAAAAACGUUUGGCUGCAGAAUGUAUUACUCAGCAUUGAUGCAAUGAUGCAGUCGUUCUGAUCGAGGCAUUAGUGACACCUUACACCUCAAUUUGAAUGCUUCCAGGGUUUGGUUCCAAUAUGAUCAUUGGCUCUCUCUUCCCGUCUGCCCUGGUUGACUCACUCUUAGAUGUAAAUGUAAUGUAAGCCUACAUGUAGCCUACUAGAAGUAUAGAUGGAGCCAUUGCCAUAUUCACCCUCCGAUCUCAGUGCAGAGGUGAAGUUUGAAAGUGAUCAGAUUGGAACCCAGCCCGUGCGUGUGGUUGUGUGUCUGUUAUUAACCAGUCUGAUUUCCACCCCUAGCUUCAGCAGCAGCCCCAGUCCUUACCUCCAGUUCCCCCACAGCUGAGCAGCUUCUAUGCUGACCAGGGGAUGCAGCAGCGCUACUCAGACAUGCACUCCGUCGGCAUGGACAACAGACAAAAUGUAACCCCCCUCCCCCCAACACCUCUAUGGGCCUCUUAUUCUAGCUCUUUUUUUUCAACAAAAAAAUCAUACAUAUUCCUGCAUCUUUCUGAGGCAUUUUACGCACUCUGUGCUUCUCCCUCCUCUUCUCUCUUCUAGUCUCUCUCGUCUCUCUCUUUUCCUUCUUCAUGCUAAUUUGUGUUUCGGACCAAGAAAAAGCACAAAGGACAAAGCACAUAAAAUGCAUUGAAUACUUUUAGAAAUUAAUUUUAUCUCGGGGCCUAUGGUCUCUCAGCCUAUGGUUUCUGAAACACGAAAGAAUGCCAUCUGUCUCUUUACACUUAUUUUUUGGGCUUCUCUAACGGUGAAAUCCAUGAUAAUCUCUCAACAGGGGAAAUUUGCCGUUUUUAAAGGUGUAAUCCAUAAGAUUUCUUGAUAUUGUUCAUUUAGGCUAACCAUGCGAGUCCAAUUGAGAUGGUAAUUCUUUUUAUGUUUUUUGCUUAAAUUUUUACAGACAUAUUAAAGCAAUUAAAUCAACAAAUACUAGGAUUUCUAGGCUAUCUUAAAGAAUGCACUUUUGACACACUUUUCUUCACUUCUCUAACCCUUUCUUCUUCAAUGUUAUGGUAAAUACAUGAUUUUCAUACAUGAUAAGCACCUUUUCACCUCACAAACAGGUUAGGAACUACUAUCGAAACUGAAAAGUUCUCCAUACUUCUCACAGAAAGUCAUACACCGAUUAUUCCAGGGUUUUGCAGAGUUUUAUAACUUGACCUUUUUGUAGUUUUUUCGCGGAACCUGUCCUGUCUUUGCAGAUAAUGCAGACUUAAUAUAUUCUUCUUCGGCAGUAGUUUUCUCAUUUAUUCACUGUACCUGAUUGACACAACUGCACCUGCCAAAAAACAGUUUGGGUGAAAGAAAGGACGCCUUCCAAACCUCACUCCUCUAGUUCUGUUUUGCUUUAGCACAUGGUUACCUGUUGGCAGUGGCACAAAUCUCAUUUGGUGUAUGUCGUCUAUGCAUAAUGAUAUCCAUGAAGCACAUUUCUUUAACUAAAGCGCCUAUAUGUGACAAGAAAUAAAAAUAAAACACUUACUCUGAUAAGAUACCUCAUGGGACAGCCCUGGGGUAAUGCUAACCUCUCUUCUCCCUCACCCCACCCCAGAGCCAGCCUCCAGGCCCUAAUAUGAUGAAGCCGGGUCCCAACAUGCUCCAGUCUCUGCCUCCCCCCACCACGUUCAGUGUACAGGCCCAGGGUCCCCCUCCUCCCCUGCUCCAGGCCCAGCUCUCUGCUGCCUCCCUGGCCCCGCUCCUCCAUAACCCCCCUCCGCCCCUGCUGUCACAGCCACCACCCAAAGGUAGGGGGCACUAUGAUGUCGAUUUGUGUUUUUCUGAUGCUUUUAGAUUUAGUUGCUACUUUUGCAGAAAAUAAAGAAAUGAUUUGUAAUAUAUCUGUCUGUGUUUGUAUGUAUUUGUCUGUCUGUGUCUGUUUCUCGCUUUGUGCGUUUCCCUUUUCCCUCCAGAUGUGUUCUCAGGAGGUCUGCUUCAGCCCCCAGUGAGGAUGAUGCCUCAGCCCGUCAGGCGUCUGGACCCCUCCCCCCGCUUCCCCAACCGUAACGACCGCCCUGAACUCAUCCUCAGGACCAAGGAUGAACGCAGUCGUGAAAGAGACCGUGAGCGCAGGCGGUCCAGAGAGCGCUCUCCCAUACGUAAACGCUCAAGGGACCGUUCUCCGAGACGUGACCGCUCCCCCCGCCGCCCUCGCAAGGUGGUGCCUCGCUAUACUGUCCAGUUCUCCAAGUUCAGCCUGGACGGGUGGGUCAACUAAUCAUUAUGAUGAUUGAUCAGUUUCAGCUUUUGAUUGAUAAUAUAUCUGGGAGUAAUCGCGAAAACCCAACCUUAGGCAAAACAGUGACUAGGGUCUGGUUUAAAUGAUGGACUCUUUUGGCAUACAUUUUUUACAUUUUUAGUCAUUUAGCAGACGCUCUUAUCCAGAGGGACUUACAGUUAAUGAGUGCAUACAUUAUUUAUUUUUUCAUACUGGCCCCCCGUGGGAAGCGAACCCACAACCCUGGCGUUGCAAACGCCAUGCUCUACCAACUGAGCUACAUCCCUGCCGGCCAUUCCCUCCCCUACCCUGGACGACGCUGGGCCAAUUGCGCGCCGUCCCAUGGGUCUCCCGGUCGCGGCCGGCUACGACAGAGCCUGGAUGGAGAGGAACUACGUCACUACCUACGUCACUACUUUAUCCACAAAAAGUAAAAUACAAAAUAGUAGCCAUCAAAUGGAGAUGAGAGGUUAUUUUUAUUGAGUGCAUUUCGCAAGUGGCUAGAUUACAUCAACUACCUUAACUAAAAUCACUGCAAAGGUUUUACCGGCACACUUAGAUUUUGAAUCAUGAUGUGCUGGCUUGUCUUGCUUGUGAUUGUUUGGGAGAGUCCCCGAAAUUAGUUUUUUCCCCUUAUGUAGGCAGUGACGUAGUUUCUCUAUGCCAAAAGAGUCCAUUGAAACCAGAGGGGUAUACUACGAAGGAAGCUAGAUCUACUCAGGGUUUUCUGAAGCUAUCCAGCUUCAGUUAGCUUCGCAUUCCAGCACAAGCUUCAUCCGUACAAAAGUUUUACUGUGCAUUAAGUUUCAAAUGCAUUCUGUCAUUAUUAAAUGUGUAAUGUGAUCGGUAUUUUAACAUUACUCUUUUUUAACACAUAAAAAAUGAACACUUCCUCAAAUGAAGGGGAGGAUGAUGCAAUCUUUGCGAGAAGGAGGAAAUCUGAUUUAAUUCGUCCUCAACUCACAGCUCAGACACUUCAUUCAGGAGAAAUGGAGUUAGCCCUGAGUUAGCCUGCCUAGGUGCAGGUUAGUUUUGAAGGAUUCGUUGCCAUAGAAAUUUACCUGGCUAAAAGGUGAGCCACUUUCGUGGUAGCGGUUAUCCCGAGUUGAACUCGAGAGUUGACCAAAGUUACCUCGGUUACUCCUCAAACCUGAUUCGUAGUAUAGGGCUCUGACCUUAGUCACUGUGUUGCCUAAGGCCGGGUUUUAGGCACUACACAGGGGUGCUAUUGACUUUAGAACUGUGUGAGUAGUGGAGGACUAGGUGAACUGUAUAUAUUCCUGUGUUUCGGCACCAACUCGGAGCCUCUCUGGGCCUUUCUUACAGUGUGCAUAUAGUCUUCGGUCUGCUCGCUGCUCCUCGUGUGUCUCUGUUGUUUCUGAUUGUUAUAAAGAUAUAUUCCUGUGUUUCGGCACCAACUCGGAGCCUCUCUGGGCCUUUCUUACAGUGUGCAUAUAGUCUUCGGUCUGCUCGCUGCUCCUCGUGUGUCCCUGUUGUUUCUGAUUGUUAUAAAGAUAUAUUCCUGUGUUUCGGCACCAACUCGGAGCCUCUCGGGGCCUUUCUUACAGUGUGCAUAUAGUCUUCGGUCUGCUCGCUGCUCCUCGUGUGUCCCUGUUGUUUCUGAUUGUUAUAAAGAUAUAUUCCUGUGUUUCGGCACCAACUCGGAGCCUCUCGGGGCCUUUCUUACAGUGUGCAUAUAGUCUUCGGUCUGCUCGCUGCUCCUCGUGUGUCCCUGUUGUUUCUGAUUGUUAUAAAGAAGUGAAUGUGAGGAGGUAAAUUGAGGUUGUAUUAAAGAUGUUUUGUAAUUGAUAUAAAAAAAAGCUAUGUGGCUGCAUUGAAGCAGGUUCGAGGUGCUUUGCAUCCAUGCUAGAACCAUUUGUAGUGACUACAUUUGGUAGAACUGUACUAUUUUCUCCCAUCCAGUUCUAACUGUGACAUGAUGGAGCUGAGAAGACGCUACCAGAGCCUGUACAUCCCCAGUGACUUCUUUGAUGCUGUGUUCACCUGGGUGGAUGGCUUCCCCCUGCAACGGCCCUUCCAGUUCGGCAACUACUGUAACUUCCACAUCAUGCACAAGGAGGUGGACUCUCUGGUUAAGAACACUGCGGUGCUGGACCCUCCUGAUGCCAACCACACAUACAGCGCUAAGGUAGGGUAUACACACAGACAGGUUGCAUGCACGUGUACAUACACACACACACACACACACCUGUACAGCGCUAUGUUGUGAUACAUACACACACACCUACUAAUACCACAUACAGCGCUAAGUCCACUCACACCUUCACCUGUCCUGUCUGUUGUAAUGUGUUGAACAGGUGAUGUUGCUGGCCAACCCCAGUCUAGAAGAGCUCUACCAUAAGUCCUGUGCUCUGGCUGAGGACCCUCAAGAACUCAGAGACUCCUUCCAGCACCCCGCCCGCCUCAUCAAGGUCAGUUAGGUGUCAACCACUCAGGUGUUUUUCCCUAGCCUGGCGUACAGUACAGUAUGAAAAAUGUAUGCACUCACUAACUGUAAGUCGCUCUGGAUAAGAGCGUCUGCUAAAUGACUAAAAUGUCAAAUGUUAUGGAGGAGGCUUAGGCUUGUUUUUAACCUCUUGUUUGUCUCUUUCCAAUUUCUCACUCUGUCCUUCUGUCUCUCCUUCGGUCUCUCUCUCCAUUGCUCAGUUCCUGGUGGGGAUGCGGGGUAAGGACGAGGCCAUGGCAAUCGGGGGCCACUGGUCCCCCUCCCUGGAUGGAGCGGAGCCUGAGAAGGACCCGGCUGUGCUCAUAAAGACAGCCAUACGCUGUUGUAAGGCCCUCACAGGCAUAGACCUGAGUCUCUGCACUCAGUGGUAAGUCCUGCUCUUUUCCUCAACCUCCUUUCUCUCUUUUCUAUCGCUGUCGUUUCUGUCGAUAACUAGGCCUGUGGUAGUAUUAUUACAAAAAAUUGAAAAGGUGACAAUCCAUGAUGCAUGGUUUUGUUACCUCCCAACGAUGAAUAUAUUGCUUUUUUUGUUGGUUUUUGGACAUUAAUGACUAUGAUUCUGUCAUUUGAUUUGCCUCUUAAUUCUUUUUUGUUUUGCAAUAUGUCUCUUUGGCUACCAUAUGACGCCGUCCUGCUUCUAUCUAUCUUUGUAUAUCUAUGUGGUGGAUGAAUGAAUGCAUAGAUUUUUGUUGGCUCGAAGCGCAGUCUCCCGGACCAGAAGACACCACCAUUACUUUUCGUGUUUUAAAUGUUUUCCUUUCAUUCUGUUAAAUAUCUUACAUAUUUAACUUCUUGCUUUUACUGUCCUGUCCUCUGAUUCUGUGUCUUCUCUCACAAACUCUCCCGUCCGCGGGGUCGUAAGCUACGCAAACACAGACAUACUGAGCUUUGAUUGACUGAAGUCGAGGGUUGGGGCGGGUUUGGGGUGUUACCAGGGUUGAUGUUUUUGUCAAAACAAAAAAUGGCCGCUGUUACCCCUGAAAACCAAUGGACAACCAAUGGAGAGCUGCAGACUGGGCUCCAUGCUAAUGUUGUGUGUUGGGGGGGAUACUGUAACAAGUUCAAAAGUCAUUGGGGGGUAAUGUAGCCUAGGCUAGUCCUAGCCCUGUUUUUGAGAGAUGUGUCCCUGACCCGAAUGUUUCUUUCCAAUGCGCCUUCUUCCUUUGCGACAGGUAUCGUUUUGCAGAGAUUCGCUAUCAUCGCCCUGAGGAGACUCACAAGGGGCGGACAGUGCCCGCACAUGUGGAGACAGUGGUUUUGUUUCUCCCGGAUGUUUGGCAUUGUCUUCCUACCCGCUCAGAGUGGGAAGGGCUGUCGCGGGGACUUCGGGAGCAGCUGGCUGAGAAGCUGUCCGCCGAGCGGAAGGAGGCUGAUGGAGAACAGGCACUGAACCGCUAAUCCCUCUCUUCUCAUUUCCCCCGCUUCUCACAGGACGAACACAGCCACAGGAUAUUCACUAGACAUAACCACCCCAGAUACACACAGUACAUAUGUUAUACAAAUCUAAACACACACACAGAGGGUAAACCAGAUAUCACCAUCAUCACAGGCAGAAUAUUGAACUACCUGGUCCCCUUUAGGUUCAGUUCCUCUCACUGGUCCCCCCCCCCUCCUCCUACCGUCCUGCUACCUGCUCCUACCCCCACCGUCCCCUCCCUACACCCCACCUGCCCUCACACUCAGCAGACACAGUGAACGGAGACUAGGUCGUAUCUGAAUGACGACGCCGCAACUGGCCAAUCAGCUUCCAGCUUUAUAAAUGACUCUUAAUUGGUCUAUACUGGAUAUAGCCUAAUUGGCUUUAUUUGCUUGUGCUAUAAUCACAAUUAAUAAAAAAUGAACCUGCUUGCAAUUUUGGCUACUUGCAUGAGGGGAGGAUAAAAUUACAUAAUUGGAUUAUUUGCUUGGAACCGCUGAGGAUUCUAAAAGAGAAUGCUGGAACCUGCAGAACCAGUUGCGUUGGCAUGUGUUUGUUCUAGAUUUAGUUUUAGAUUUUUUGAUAAUUUUUUACUUCAGUAUCUGCUGAAUUUGAAAAGAGAAAAAAAACCUUCCCUAAGUUCUGUAUCUUGUCUGUCCCUGUUUUGAUUGGACUGUAUCUAGAGCUUGGUUUGUUCCAGGGCAGUUGGUUGGACAGAUGGUCUUCUAUGAUCUUCUAGAACCUAAACAGAACCAAAAGAAUGCAGAAUCCAGAACUAUCCCAAUCAGAAUCUAUGCCAGACUAGGAUUGCUAGCUACGGAACCCACAUACAGACAGUUAGCAUACACACUGAGUUUGGCAACACCAGCUUUGAGUUGAACGUGAUGUACCUGCCACUACACAGAUACAGACCACACCCCCUUUGGAACCCACUGUCAUUGAUUUACCUUUUUGUGUUCCACAGAACGUGAUUGAUUGGCCGCUGGGGAUGGGGGGCAGGGCAUUGGUUUUCCGUGAUAAAGGUUUUAUAUUAAAGAGCUAGAGGGCGUCCCUGUGUUACCUACCUACCUACCCACCCUGCAGUAGCAGAGGACUACUUUAUCAUCCCAGAGCAACUCACUAGGACCAGAGAAACUAUCAGACACAUGAUGUGAAGAAUCACCUUUUGGUUUUUUACUAGUUAAAAUGACAGGAGAACUAGUGUUUUAAUGGUUUUCUGUCCCUCUCUUUUUUUCUUUCUCUAUCUCUCUCUGUCUCGGUUGGUUGGUUCUUUCUCAAAGGAGGAAGAGGAGAAGGAUGAAGAAGAUUCAAAGGAGGUGACCACCCCGACACACUGGACUAAGCUUGAUCCAAAAUCAAUGAAGGUAGGAUUCUGAAUAUUACUCAGUACAAAGUGAGUUACUUAGACUUUUAAAGCCACUUAGCAGAUACUUUUAUUCAGAGAUUUAGAGUACAGUGAGUGGAUAGCCUCAUUUUUUGUAUGUGUAUGUGAUGAUCACUGCAGAAUUGAACCCACAACCAUGGCAUUGCUAGUGAGUCAGGAUACUGUUCUUCUGAGGUGCUAUUAGCUGUUUUGGUUCAGGUGGUUCCCCACAUCCAUACUUGGUGUCAUCAGUAACUUUGCAACUUAACAACAAUCCUAACCAGUGUUUGAUCUGCAAAAAUAAAAAAUGCUUGAAUUAAUGGUUGCAGAUGAGGAGGGGGGGUCCCUGGAUAAUUUUUAUGUAGGAGGACUGAGAAGCUCAGUUCUGGUGACUUUUUAAAAGGACAUUCUACUAUAUAAUUAUGCUGAAAGCAUCUAAAAUAUAAUUUCCACCUCCAGAAAUGAGCCCAAUAACAUAAUGCUAAAAUUAUUCAUAAAAAAAUAUUUUAAUAUAUUGGCCCAUCAGAGGUCGCAGAAAAGGAAAGGAAAGAUAGGUAAAACGCAGAAAAAGGAUCUUGAUGCCUUUUCUAAACACAGAUCUAAAAUGCUCAUUAUUGUAAAUUCUGCUCGGCUUCAGUCAGGGUUCGCUCCAAAUCAUGAAUGUAAAAUGACUAAUUUCGUGCUUCAAUUGCACUUCUCCACUCGGAUUAAAUAUCUUUGCUGUCUUCAUUGGCUCACCAGACAGCGCUCUGACUGAUGUGUAGUGUAGGCGACUUUUCUCCGGUACUUUCCUUACGUCUAGUUUUUCUCCGUUAGCAAGUUAAAAUGCAAGAAGUUAAACUUCAAGCGAAACAUUAGAAAAUGUAGCUGGCUACAUUCUUUCUCUAAUAAACAUUAGAAAUAUGAUGGCCAUGCAUCGUUUUUGCAAAAAACUUUUUCAUUGAAAGCUAAUUUACUUGUGUGUCUGCUAGCCAAAUAGCGUUGCACUUCUGUUGUCAUCUGAUAAACGAUUUUCUGACGAAUGUGUUGCACUAAUGUGUUUUGUGUGAAGAACAACUUUAGUCGCACGGCCCUUAUCGCUCCAUUGAAGCAGAACUCCACUGUUGACUUUCAAUCAAAAACGCAGGUGAAAUGGUUUUGAAAAUACUGAUUUCUGAACGCUAAUGCGACCCCUGGACCAUGCAUAUAGCCAAUUGAUACAAAUCAUCAUAUCAUAUCAUUAUGCCAGGUAAGGUUACUUUGCAGUUAACAUUUUAAUUUGGAAAGUUUUAUGGGAAAGCCUUUUAGAAAUGAAUGUUUCAGCGUCGCGACCAGAAUUGUCGCACUUUAGAGCCCUGAUCAGAAGUUAUGUCAAUGCAUUCUUGUCUAUAGCAUCUCAGCAGGGCUAGCAUAUUGGUAGUUUACUGGUGCACUUAUCUUUUGUUAUGUAUUGUGUGUCUUUCCAAAAAAGCAGAUUCCACAUACUGCUCACGUGCAAUGUUUGUUCAGCACAAAAUACAUUUAAAAAAAGAAACAAUGUGCGGGGAGCUUCCUCUUUUGAAUCACAUUGUAUAUCCAAUCCAUCCAAAAUGUGAAACAAAAUAAUGAUAAAUUAUGAUCUGACCACCUCUCCUCUGUAGGUGAAUGACCUGCGCAAAGAGCUCGAGUCACGCUCCCUGAGCUCUAAGGGGUUGAAGUCCCAGCUGAUUGCCCGCCUCACCAAGCAGCUGAAAGUGGAGGAGCAGGUGGAGGAGGCCAAGGAGCCUGAGAAACCGGAGAGCCAGGUCCCUGAGGAGGAGGAGCCUCAACACAUGGAGGAAGACAGAGAGGUACAGUACAGGAGGGUACUUACGACUAGGACACUUACUGCUAGGACACUUGCGUCUAGUGUACUAACACCAAAGCUGGACAGAGGUAUGCUUUUAGUGCACUUAGCUACAUUUAGCACAAUUACAAACAACAAUACCUGGCCUUACUAGAAUGGGUCCACUGAUUUCUUGUUUCUGAUUAUCCAUCUUCAUCCCAUCUCUCUCCGUCUGUUUGUCCAUCAGGAGGAGGAGAGGAAGAAGCAAGAGGAGUUGGAGCGCCAGCGCAGAGAGAAGCGCUACGUCCUGCCAGACGAGCCCACCAUCAUAGUUCACCCCAACUGGGCGGCCAAGAACGGCAAGUUUGACUGCAGCGUGAUGUCUCUGAGCGUGCUGCUGGACUACAGGGUGGAGGACAACAAGGAACACUCCUUCGAGGUGAGACAACACAGACACACACAAACACGCACACAUUCAGAGCACAUUCAGGACACACACACAAAAUCUCAGGACACUCAUGAACAUGAGCACACACAGAUAUACAUACAUACAUACACACACACACACACACACACACACACACACACACGCACACACAUAUUAGCAGUAGUAGCAGCAGCUGCACUGAGUAUUGGUAGCUCCCAGUCAUACACUGAAUUUUACAACCCGUUCACGAAAAUGCUUCGCUCCUACAGACAUUGAGUCACUGGCCAUGGCUUGCUCUAUAAAGCAGGCAAACGGGCAUCGAGGCAUUCAAUUACUGUUCAAUUGGUUAGAAUGGGCAAAACGAGUGACCUAAGUGGUAGGCGCGCCGGUUUCAGUAUCUCAGAAACGGCCGGCCUCUUGGGAUUUUCACGCACGACAGUGUCUAGGGUUUACAGAGAAUGGUGCUACAAACAAAAAACACCCAGUCAACGGCAAUGUUCCCUUUAAGCUGCGUGCGUGCGCAGGUGCGCAGCUCCCCUCAGACUGCCGCGCAGAAGAAUUAUCAGCCUGCCCAGAGAAGCACGAGAUUGAACUUCACUCAACUAUCUAGAGUUAUCCCCUUUAGUUGACACUAUCAACGUUUCGCUCUACUGUGGGAAUUGUGCUCAAAUCAACGCAAUAUUAGCCACUUUCAAUAUAACAUACCGAAACAAAACAAACUAUGCAAGACAUAGUAUGCUAAACUAACUGUGCAAGAAAUGUUCUUGUAGGCAGGGCGCAUUGGUGUAGGAUUCUAUUGCUUUGAUAGGCAAUACACAGACCGGUGCGCCAUAACCAAUCAGAGCUGCAGUAGGCUUAUAUGCAAAUUGCCAUAUAUGGAUCUGUGCCAUUCACUUUGAAUUGGACUGUGUUUACAGCAUGAGCAGUCGUGAGUAGAUGCACUUGUUUUGAGAUCAAAGCGAGAGCUGCAUGUAGCCACCUGUGCACAUUUGUUCAUAUCCUUGGCUAGUUAGUGAAUUAUUAGCCCAGUUAUAGCUAUUUUCUACUCAACAAUGUGGGAGUGAUUGCUUCCUGCAAGAGCACAGAAUGUGUGCAUUUCUAGCCAUCUUUGUAAAGCAAGUCAGGUAAAGAGCUUUUUUUAUGUCUUAAAGGUGUUGUAUUUUGAUACGGUCUUGAAUAAGCGAAGUAGCAAAUAGGCAGAGGGUAGCAUCAUUUGUCUGAUUCUCUGUAAUAAUGGUAUGGGAAUAAUAAUGAAUUUUAUUUUGUCAAGUUGUUUCUUGCAUUAAACAUUUUCAGUUACCUCGUCUGAAGGACAAGUGGAUAAACAGGUUAAUGUCAAGCCCAUGUUUUUUUUUCCAAAAGUCUCAUGGAAUGUAGGCCUACAUUGAACACCACACAUUUGCUGCUACUUUAGGCAGCUAUUUCCAUGUUAAUGUUAUGGGAUGCAUUUUUCUCCAUUGUUUUUGAUGGUAGGCCACUCUGGUAGGCCUACAUUAUGAUCAAAUAGCCGCAGUAGCCUACAUGGCCGUUGUUAAAACUGUAACUUAAAGUGGGUACAGCCUCAGCGUUCACAGUAAACGGACGCCUGAAGUUGCACAGAAUUUUCACAACGUUCAAGUUUGUGCUCAGCAGACCUGAAAUCUGCUCAGUGCUGAAAAACAUUAGAGGGAACAUUGGUCAGCGGCAGUCCUGUGGGCGAAAACAGCUCGUUGAUGAGAGGUCGAAGGAGAAUGGCAAGAAUUGUGCAAGCUAACAGGGGCCACAAACAGGCAAAUAACGGCGCAGUACAACAGUGGUGUGAAGAACGGCAUCUCGGAACGCACAACUUGUCGGUCCUUGUCAUGGAUGGGGUAUUGCAGCAGACGACCACAACGGGUUCCAUUCCUAUCGGCUAAAAACAAGAAGAAGUGUCUCCAGUGGGCACGUGAUCACCAACACUGGACAAUUUGAGGAGAGGAAAAACAUUGCCUGGUCCGACGAAUCCCGGUUCCUGUUGCGUCAUGCUGAUGGCAGAGUCAGGAUUUGGCAUAAGCAGCAUGAGUCCAUGGACCCAUCCUGCCUGGUGUUAACGAUACAGGCUGGUGGUGUAAUGGUGUGGGGAAUGUUUUCCUGGCACACGUUAGGUCCCUUGAUACCAAUUGAGCAAUGUUUGAAUGCCACACCUUGUAGAAUCCAUGCCCCGAGGAAUUCAGGCUGUUCUGGAGGUAAAGGGGUGUCCGACCCGGUACUAGAUGGGUGUACCUGAUAAACUGGCCACUGAGUGUAUAUAAAUCAAAUCAAAUUUUAUUGGCCACAUGCGCCGAAUACAACAGGUGCAGACAUUACAGUGAAAUGUUUACUUACAGCCCUUAACCAACAGUGCAUUUCUUUUUAACAAAAAAAGUAAAAAUAAAAUAACAACAAAAAAAGUGUUGAGAAAAAAAAGGAGCAGAAGUAAAAUAAAAUAACAGUAGGGAGGCUAUAUAUACAGGGGGGUACCGGUGCAGAGUCAAUGUGCGGGGGCACCGGCUAGUUGAGGUAGUUGAAGUAAUAUGUACAUGUGGGUAGAGUUAAAGUGACUAUGCAUAAAUAGUUAACAGAGUAGCAGCAGCGUAAAAGGAUGGGGUGGGGGGGGGCAGUGCAAAUAGUCCGGGUAGCCAUGAUUAGCUGUUCAGGAGUCUUAUGGCUUGGGGGUAGAAGCUGUUGAGAAGUAUUUUGGACCUAGACUUGGCACUCCAGUACCGCUUGCCGUGCGGUAGCAGAGAGAACAGUCUAUGACUAGGGUGGCUGGAGUCUUUGACAAUUUUGAGGGCCUUCCUCUGACACCGCCUGGUAUAGAGGUCCUGGAUGGCAGGAAGCUUGGCCCCAGUGAUGUACUGGGCCGUACGCACUACCCUCUGUAGUGCCUUGCGGUCGGAGGCCAAGCAGUUGCCAUACCAGGCGGUGAUGCAACCAGUCAGGAUGCUCUCGAUGGUGCAGCUGUAGAAUUUUUUGAGGAUCUGAGGACCCAUGCCAAAUCUUUUCAGUCUCCUGAGGGGGAAUAGGCUUUGUCGUGCCCUCUUCACGACUGUCUUGGUGUGUUUGGACCAUGAUAGUUCGUUGGUGAUGUGGACACCAAGGAACUUGAAGCUCUCAACCUGUUCCACUACAGUAUGUGGAACAUAUGUACACCGGAAGAAUGUACACAAUAUAUGCUAAGAAUGAUUUGUACAGCAGUAGAUAUAUUAGUGAGCCAAGUAAAUGUGGUGUGUGUGUAUAAACAGUGUAACUAAAAUACAAAGUACAGUAUUAGAAUGAGCUAUGUUGGGAAUACAGUAUUUUAAAUACUGUGUGAAAUGGGAAGUGUCCAGUGGCUCAACACUACUGUGUGUGUGAGAGUGAGUAUUAGGUGUGUGUGAGUGUGCAACACCUGGUAGACUGCUAGUGAUGGCAGUUCAACAGUCUGGCCUGGUAAUCAAAGCUGUUUUUUAGUCUCUGUCUUGGCACUGAUGCACCUGUACUUUCUCCGUCUGCCAGACGGUAGCCGAGUGAAGUCCUUAAUAAGAUUUGCAUCAAAAGGUAUCAUAUCUCUGUCUCCUCUUCUCUCCAGGUGUCUCUGUUUGCGGAGCUGUUUAACGAGAUGCUACAGAGAGACUUUGGCUACAGGAUCUUCAAGGCCCUGGCCUCUGUGCCCUGCAAGGAUGACAAGAAAGACAAGAAGGAGAAGGCCAAGAAGGAGGCAGAGAAGAAGGAGGCAGAGAAGAAGGAGGCAGAGAAGAAGGAGGCAGAGAAGAAGGAGGCAGAGAAGAAGGAGGCAGAGAAGAAGGAGGCAGAGAAGAAGGAGGCAGAGAAGAAGACAGAUGUGAAGAAAGUAAAGGAGGAGGAGAAUGGAGAGCCGGUGACAAAGAAGGCAAAAGAGGAGGAACCGGAGAAGAAGGUGAGUGGUUCAUCGCUCUCGAGAGUGAAUUGUAUUUAUAUUGAGAAGAAGUAGGUGGGAGGUUCAUAGCUCUUUAGUGAAUUGUAUUUAGUGCUUUCAGAAGGUAUUCAUACCCCUUGACUUAUUCCACAUUUUAUUGUUACAGCCUGAAUUCAAAAUGGAUUACAUUGAUUUUUCCUCACCCAUCUACACACAGUACCCCAUAAUGACAAAGUGAAAACAUGUUUUUAGAAAUGUUUGAUUAUGGCUGUGUCUUUCUGGGUAAGUCUCUAAGAGCUUUCCACACCUGGAUUGUGCGACAUUUGCCCAUUAUUCAUUUCAAAAUUCUUCAUUGCUAGACAACCAUUUUCAGGUCUUGCCAUAGAUUUUCAAGAAGAUUUAAGUCAAAACUGUAACUCAGUCACUCUGAAACAUUCACUGUCUUCUUGGUAAGCAACUCCAGUGUAAAGGUGAAUUCAUCUCCCAGUGUCUGGUGGAAAGCAGACUGAACCAGGUUUUCCUCUAGGAUUUUCAUUCUGCUUCUUUUUUAUCCUGGAAAAACUCCCCAGUCCUUAACGAUUACAAACAUACCCAUAACAUGAUGCAGCCACCACUAUGCUUGAAAAUAUGGGGAGUGGUACUUGGUAAUGUGUUGUAUUGGAUUUACCCCAACCAAAACACUUUUUAUUCAGGACAAAAAGUGAAUUGCUUUGCCACUGUUUUUGCUGUAUUACUUUAGUGCCUUGUUGCAAACAGGAUGCAUGUUUAAGAAUAUAUUCCGUCUUUUCACUUGAUCCAUCCUCAGUUUUCUCCUAUCACUGUAACUGUUUUAAAGUCACCAUUGGCCUCAUGGUGAAAUCCCUGAGUGGUUUCCUUCCUCUCCGGCAACUGAGUGAGGAAGGAUGUCUGUAUCUUUGUGGUGACUGGGUGUAUUGAUACACCAUCCAAAGUGUAAUUAAAAACUUCACCAUGCUCAAAGGGAUAUUCAAUGUCUCCUUUUUUUUUUUUUUUUUUUACCCAUCUACCCAUCUAUUUUGUGAGGCAUUGGAAAACCUCCCUGGUCUUUGUGGUUGAAUCUGUUUGAAAUUCACUGCUCGACUGAGGGACCUUUAUAGAUAAUUGUAUGUGUGGAGUACAAGGAUGAGGUAGUCAUCAUUGCACACAGAGUGAGUUGCAUGGACACAGAGUGAGUCCAUGCAACUUAUUAUCCGAGUUGUUAAGAACAUCUUUACUCCUGAACUUAUUUAGGCUUGCCAUAACAAAGUGGUUGAAUACUUAUUGACUCAAGACAUUUCAGCUUUCAUUUUUUUUUUUUUUUUUGAAAAACAUAAUUCCACAUUGACAUUAUGGGGUACUUUGUGUAGGCCAGGGACACCUUUUUUUAUUCAGGCUGUAACACAACAAAAUGUGGAAAAAGUCAAUGGGUGGUGUGAAUAUUUUCUGAAGGCACUGUACAUACAAAGUUUGUUCCAUGAUUCAAAGGAAGUGCUCGGUUUUUCAAACAGCCUGCUAGUUCUAAGUUGUGCCUAUGCCAUGUAUUUUCCAAACCCAGGAGGAGGGUGAGGAGGAGAAAGUGCUGAAGGAGGAUUCUAUAGAUGCGGAGGAGAAGGAGGAGAAGGAGGAGGAUGAGAGCAGCAACACAAAUGCUGAGGAGUACGACCCUCUGGAGGCCGAAGAUGCUGACGACGAUGAUGAAGAUGGUACAUACAAUUCAUCCUGAUUCAUUAUGGGCCUGUGUCCUGGACACAGAUUAGGCCUUGACUAAAAAGCAUGCUCAAGAGAGAAUCUCUAUAACAAACCCUAGAAGUGUUAAGAAAUUCUACCUUGUACGUUUCACAAGUACAAAUCUGACGGACUUCUGUCGAUUCUCUCUCAGAUAAAGACGAUGAGGACUCUAACGGCAGGGACAGGAGAGAUGACCGCAGCAGCAGAGACGACAGGAAGUCCAAAGAGAGGUCCUCUAAAGACAAGGAGAAGGAGAAGAAGCAAAUGGUGACCUACAACAAGGACCUGCUCAUGGCCUUUGUCUACUUUGACCAGAGCCACUGUGGCUACCUGCUGGAGAAAGACCUGGAGGACAUCAUGUACACACUGGGGUUACAUCUGUCCAGAGCCCAGGUAUACACACACACACACUGGGGCUUACACUUGUCUUGAGCUCAAGUUUACACACGCCUGUCUUGCUCUUUUUAUAUUUGUCACAAUAUAUGUGAUUGAUCAUUUGUUAGUACUUUUUAUAAUGUUUAUUCAUUUGCAGGUAAAGAAGUUGUUGAACAAGCCGGUGGUGAGAGAGUCUUGUUACUACCGUAAACUGACGGACGCAGCUAAAGAUGAGGCUGCUCCUUCUUUCAGUGAACCACUGCUAGACAACCUGCUAGGUGAGUGAAGGAGAACUGACACUGGAAUGGGUUAUUAAUGUUCUCUUUUUGACUUAUCUCAAUUUUUAAGCAUAACUAAGGUGGAUCCGAAUGAUCUAGUCCUUCACCAAUGCUUUCUGUGAAUAUCCAACAUCCUAGUUAGAACUGACCUAGUGUGGUUUAUUUUGAGUCUGACUCUCUCUCUCUACUUUCUUUCCCUCCCUCUUCCUUUCCUUCUCUCUCUCCACCUCUCUCUCUCCUCAGGUAACCGUGCCUUGCUGCCCACGCUUGUGUCUCGUGGCCAGGCAGCGCCAGUGGAGGCUAGUGAGUCCGGAGGCGGCAGCAGUCUGAUAGUGUAUAAUGGAGCCAUGGUGGACGUGGGCAGCAUCAUGCAGAAACUGGACAAGAGUGAGAAGGCCAGGGAGGAGAUAGAGCAGAAACUCAUGGUGCAGGACUCCAAGAUGGGUAAGAGACAAGUCACCUUAACAGAUUUACUCAAUUCUCUUCAUGGCCAUUGGGACAUAGGCCAAUAUGUCCUUUGCAUCAUUUUGUUCCUCGCUCCACCAGAGCCAUUACUUAUCUUUUAUGAUCAUCGUUAAACUCAGACUGGCUUUUGUAGGUCUUCAAAGGUCUUUUAAGCUCUGAUGGCUUUGACGCAAUGUUAUCCUAAUUCUGCAGCCUGAUGGCAUUAGAAUUGCCCCUUGUGGGAUGAAAAAAAAUAUCCUAUGUAUUUUUAAUAACUGCAAUUGGUGAAUGAACUUCAACCGGGAAAAAACGUGUAAUUUAAUAGAAUGGAGAAUGUGUUCCUGAGUGUCUAAACCUGUAUGUGUGUGUGUUGUUGUCUAAACCUAUGCGUGUGUGUGUGUUGUUGUCUAAACCUGUAUGUGUGUGUCUGUGUGUUGUCUAAAUGUGUGUGUGUUGUUGUCUAAACCUGUAUGUGUGUGUCUGUGUGUUGUCUAAAUGUGUGUGUGUGUUGUCUAAACCUGUAUGUGUGGGUGGUGCUGUCUAAACCUGUAUGGGUGUGUUGUCUAAACCUGUAUGGGUGUGUUGUCUAAACCUGUAUGUGUGGGUGGUGCUGUCUAAACCUGUAUGUGUGGGUGGUGCUGUCUAAACCUGUAUGUGUGGGUGGUGCUGUCUAAACCUGUAUGUGUGGGUGGUGCUGUCUAAACCUGUAUGUGUGGGUGGUGCUGUCUAAACCUGUAUGUGUGGGUGGUGCUGUCUAAACCUGUAUGUGUGGGUGGUGCUGUCUAAACCUGUAUGUGUGUUGUGUUCCAGCCGAGGACACCAAGCAAAUCCUCCAGCUGGUCUCAGCUAACCGAGCCCUGUCUAAAGAUCUGGAGGAGGUGAAGGGAACUCUGGGCCAGACGGAGAACAACUUCAGAGCUACGGAGGAAGAGAAGACUGUCUACCACGACCAGCUCAGCAAGACACUCAACAACCUGGGCAAUGCCAUUAAGGAACUGCAGGGAGUCCUCAAGAAGGUAUAA